AUGAGCGCUAAACAGCUGCUGAGAAAGAGCGUCAAGGCCCUGCUGAGGCAGGUUCCUCGAGGUGUGAUAGAAUCCCAGUCGAAGGCGAUAGCAGAUGCAUUGAUCCCGCUAUUGGGGGAUGCCAAGAAUAUAGCAUGCUUUAUGAGUAUGGAGAAUGGGGAAGUGGAUACGCAAUAUGUGUUGAAGCAGCUAUUUGAACGAGGAUCGGCCGUUUACCUACCUCGAUGCACUUCGACUAGGGAGACGGGCCAUGUGUCUUUGAGGGAGUCUAAGAAGCACCAUAUGCAUCUGACAUUUCAUAGGAUGACUUCAUGGCAACAAGUGACGGAAAUGGUACCGCAGGGCAAAUAUCAGUUGCGGGAACCUCCAAAGGAAGACCCUGCUCCCUUACCUGCUAAACUAGACGUCAUGUUGGUACCGGCGGUUGCAUUUUGUUUGCAGAAUGGAGCUAGAAUUGGUCAUGGAGCCGGAUUCUAUGACGAUUUUUUCCAGAGGUACCAACUGCAGCAUAAUGGUAGUAAACCACUCCUGAUCGGGCUCUCUUUAGUCGAACAGAUCGUUGAUACUAUCCCAGUGGAGCCGCAUGACUGGCAAAUGGACUGCAUUGUCAGUGGGGAUGGCGAAGUCAGUUGGGUGAACCGUUGA
Torulaspora delbrueckii is the source of this 645-nucleotide messenger RNA. It is a transcript of the gene FAU1, whose product is annotated as 5-formyltetrahydrofolate cyclo-ligase. Gene Ontology annotation, cellular component: mitochondrion. The transcript has a single exon. Gene Ontology annotation, molecular function: 5-formyltetrahydrofolate cyclo-ligase activity. Gene Ontology annotation, biological process: tetrahydrofolate interconversion; folic acid-containing compound biosynthetic process. The coding region runs from base 1 to 645 and encodes 214 amino acids. The record is from RefSeq and is a predicted model, not a curated record. Lineage: Eukaryota; Fungi; Ascomycota; Saccharomycetes; Saccharomycetales; Saccharomycetaceae.